This is a messenger RNA of Alternaria hordeiaustralica, 1440 nucleotides long. RefSeq lists its product as uncharacterized. The transcript is spliced from 5 exons. Gene Ontology annotation, molecular function: ribosome binding; RNA binding; translation elongation factor activity. The record is from RefSeq and is a predicted model, not a curated record. NCBI's taxonomy places the organism in Eukaryota, Fungi, Ascomycota, Dothideomycetes, Pleosporales, Pleosporaceae. Bases 1 to 1440 code for a protein of 479 amino acids. Gene Ontology annotation, biological process: positive regulation of translational elongation.
AUGAACCGUCUCGCACGUGAUAGUCCGGCGGAUCCGAACGAACGACCAGACUCCGGCAAACUGGAUUUUGAAGCACGAGUUCCGAUCCCCUUCAGUGUCUUCCCGUCUGCGUAUCGGAACGCGGAAGUAAAGGAAUCUACCAGUGUCCAGGUAGAAGAACAGGAAGCACAGUUCGAGCAACAGGCUUCUCACGGACGGGAAGGUCACGAAGAGGUCCACGAAUCCUUCUCCGCUACCGUCCUCCCUCCUCCUCCGGCUCCCCAACAGCAGCAGCAGUUUGAGCAGCAACACCACGACACACACGUCAAGGAAGAGAGUUUGAGCGAUCCCACGACCGUCCACGGCCCUGCCACCGACUACGCUCCAUCCCAAAUCGACGUUACUGAACGUCAGAUUCGCGAACGUACCCGUCCCAUCGUCGCCGGUGCAAGCUACUCGAAGGAGACUUACACCACCAAGCACGACACCUUCCCCAGCAGCAAGCACGUCGAGUCUGUUGCCUCCCACCAGCCAUCUGAGGUCCGAGUAGAAUCAUCUGCUCGUUCCACUGCCGCACCCCCCAAGCACCGCAAGCGUGAUAUGGGAUAUUACGACAACGAGGGCCAAUACCACUCGCUUCGUCAAGGAAUCUCCCACGCCGCUCACAAGGUCGCCGACCGUAUCCAACACCCCAUCCACCCUCACCGUCACCACCACUCUCACGAGCACUCCUACCCCGGUGCCAAGUACGACGACGACCGUGAAGAGGUAAUCGUUAAGGAGAAGUACACUUCGGCUACUCCUUCUGUUGCCCCUGCCCGCCCCGUCCAAUCCGGAGCUCCAGUUGAAAGGGUCGUUCGCGUCCACAGCUCCCCAGCCCCAGCCCCUCCCAGGUCCACAGUCUCUGCUGCUGCACCUGCCCACCCCCACUCCAUCACCCACGCACCCGCACCCGUCUCUGCUUCUAUCGCACCUGUCCCGACUUCUGUCCGUACAGUCCGCAAGAUGGCUUCCACCAAGACUAUCACCAUCCCCUGCCACCACAUCCGCAUUGGCGAUCUCCUGAUCCUCCAGGGCCGCCCUUGCCAGGUCAUCCGCAUCACCACCUCCUCCCAGACUGGCCAGCACCGUUACCUCGGUGUUGACCUGUUCACCAAGCAGCUCCAUGAGGAGUCCUCCUUCAUCUCCAACCCGGCUCCUUCCGUCGUUGUCCAGAACAUGCUCGGACCUGUCUUCAAGCAGUACCGUGUUCUUGACAUCCGUGAGGACGGUCGCGUUGUUGCCAUGACCGAGUCUGGCGAUGUCAAGCAGGGUCUUCCCGUUCUUGACCAGAGCGGUCUCAUCUCCCGCCUGACCGAGUCCUUCGACAACGGCCGUGGCAGCGUCCGUAUCCUCGUCAUUGAUGACGAUGGUAUGGAGAUGGCUGUCGACUACAAGGUUGUCCACGGAUCCAGGUUGUAG